CAGCCAUGGCCCAGCCGCGCUGCCGCUCCGUGCUCAUCACCGGCUGCAGCCGCGGCAUCGGGCUGGGGCUGGUGCGGGGACUCGCGGCCGCCACCCCCUCCCCGGACUUCGUCCUGGCGACCUGCCGGGACCCCGAGAAGGCGCAGGAACUCCAGCAGCUUAGCAAGCAGUACAGCAAUAUCAAGCUCCUCCAACUGGAUGUGGUCUGUGAAAACAGCAUCAAGAAAGUAGUCAAGGAAGUGGAAGAAAUCGUGGGGGACAAGGGGCUGAACUGCCUCAUCAACAACGCCGGCAUCAACGUGCUGGCCUCCUUGGAAGAGGUGACGGCAGAGACAAUGCUCACCAUCUAUGAAACCAACACCGUGGCCCAGCUGAUGGUCACCAAGGCGUUCCUACCCCUCCUGAGGAAGGCAGCCCAGCUGAGCACAGGAAUGGGCUGCCACAGAGCUGCUAUUAUCAACAUGUCCUCUCUCGCUGCCUCCAUGCAGCUCGUCCAGGCCAAUGAGAUGUUCCUCAAGGUCUAUCCCUACAGGAUAGCCAAGACUGCACUGAACAUGAUCACCAGGUGUCUUGCUGCAGACCUGAAAUCGGAUGGAAUUCUCUGUAUUUCUUUGCAUCCAGGCUGGCUCCAGACAGACAUGGGUGGCAACAUGGCUCCCAUGCAGGUGCAAGAGGCUAUCCCUGGUAUUCUCUCUGUUCUGGAGCGUCUUGGUGAAAAAGAGAAUGGUUCCUUCCUGGACUGGCAAGGGGAAACUCUGCCAUGGUAGAAGUGCACAGGUUACUACAGAAACAGCACGUCAGUCACGAUCUAACCUCUCGUGUCCGUGUCUCUGGGGUUUCCUCACACACUAGUUGAAGUAGCCAGUCUGAUAUCCAGCCUCUCUAGGUGUCUUUGAAAAAUAAAGUGGCUGACUCUUUUCACUUGGUAUUGCUACUGCUCUGUUCUAAUGCUUCCUGCAAACACUGCUGUGCUCUUGGUGGUGGGUAUCUCCUGGAACCCUCUGAAAUGGAUUAACACCUGCAAGUUAAAUCUGGGGGCUGGUUCCUCUUCACUUCCCAAACCAAAGUGGGCCUCUUGCUCUCUGCAGGGUUAAAUGACCUGAGCUCAGAGCAAGGCCAGUGUAGGCUGUCAGAUCCCAGCACGCUCAGUCUGCUGGAGAAAGUCUGCUGUCUCCAGAAAAAAAGGUCCUGUGGUCUCCUUCGGUCCUAACUGAGCCAAGGCUGAAAUUGCCCAGCUCCAAACCACGUGAAUUUGGUACUUCUGUGAAUUCCUUGGCAAACUGUCCCCAGGUUGACAGCGUACACCAGGCGUUGCUUUGUUCCCAGCGGGUGACUAACAUCCUGAUAUGGGGGUGGGAAUGUUGUUUUGUACAUAAACUUCUGAAGUGUCUCCAAUA
This is a messenger RNA of Myiozetetes cayanensis, 1397 nucleotides long. Its product is annotated as C-factor-like. Lineage: Eukaryota; Metazoa; Chordata; Aves; Passeriformes; Tyrannidae. The record is from RefSeq and is a predicted model, not a curated record. The transcript has 6 exons. Bases 6 to 767 code for a protein of 253 amino acids.